This is a messenger RNA of Bombina bombina (fire-bellied toad), 4557 nucleotides long. RefSeq names its product methyl-CpG-binding domain protein 5-like. Gene Ontology annotation, molecular function: chromatin binding; DNA binding. The record is from RefSeq and is a predicted model, not a curated record. Gene Ontology annotation, cellular component: nucleus; chromocenter. Lineage: Eukaryota; Metazoa; Chordata; Amphibia; Anura; Bombinatoridae.
AGUGCACCUUGUGAUCAACCUCCUUCCUAUGAACCCAGACAUCCAGCCUCUAGUAAAACAGCAACCCCCCAUUGCCUGCCCAGAGGAGCCUAAGGAGGGGCUGCUGCAAGAACAACAACCAACAGACAGCAAACACAACAACAACAAUGAAGGGGGAGCAAUAAAAAAGGGGAAAUAUUUAUUGCCCUUUGUUGUUCUAUUUAUUUCCCCCCACUGCUACAAAAGACCUUCAGGGAAAGACUUGGAGGCUGUGAGAAGAACUGAGCAGACUGCCUGGUUGUCAAAGCAAGAAUAAGCUGUUCUGCUAAAGAUACAUAGACAAAGAAACCUAUUCAUUGGAUCCUCCCAGUAGAAAGUAUCCGACUGAAGAAUAUCAACAACCACCAGUCAGCUGCAUGGAUGAGUCAUACAACAUGGAUCCUUAGCAGGCCAAAUUGGCUGGUGUUUUUCAGUGCCAAGAGAGGCCUUGUGGAACAAACUUGAUUUAGACUCUGUCCAGCUUCCCUCCACGGGGACCCGAUACUGUGACUGCACUAUGGUGGGCAGCGAGGAUCACAUGCAGACUUAACACUCAUUCUGUGCCGCGAUGAGCAGGUACAAGAGAGAAGAGAGAGCAAAAUGAAUGGCGGCAAUGAGAGUGGAGGAGGAGAUAACUAUGGAGGGACCUCAGCGGUCCAAGUGCCAAUUGGCUGGCAGAGGAGGGUGGAGCCUGGCACUGUGGUGUAUGUCAGUCCGAGUGGUACAUUUCUUACCUCUAUGGAUCAAAUAAGAACUUACCUUGUGACUGAUGGAACCUGUAAGUGUGGGUUAGAGUGUCCUCUUAACAUCUACAAGGUUUUUAACUUUGACCCCAAGGCAGUUGUUAAGAAGCGCAGUGCUGAGGAUGUUAAGGCUGAGGAAGACAUGACCAAACUGUGCAACCAUCGUAGGAAAAUUGUGGCCCUUGCCACUCUGUACAAGAGCAUUGAAAGUACUCCCCUUGCACUACAAAACCAAGCUACUGGAUGUGCCUCCACUCAAAACUUUCAUGGAACGUCCACUAGCCCAAAGAUGGGACAGCAUCCCUAUUAUCUGGAUCCUGACAUUUUCACCAAACUUAUGAUGGAAAAAACUCACAGUUUGCCUGCACACCACCCUGUGGAUAAAGGCUUAGAUCACAAGCCAGACCCCUUUGCUACCAGUCCAGGAGAAAGGUACUCUGGACACCGUCCCAGUAAUCGAACUGCUGUUCCCAAGCAGCAAGGGACAUCCCUGGGUGAGCCCCAUGCUUUAAGGAACUGUCAAAUACCAUCAAAUGGUAGUUAUGAGAUGUAUCCUAGGACUCAACAAGCCAUAUCCCAUGAGCUGUGCUCUAUCUCUUUUACACAACCUAAGUCUUCCAAAAACCGAUUAACAUACCCUUCGUGCAGUCAGGAACUUCAAAAUUUGUCCCCCAAGUCCUUGCCUCUAAGCUCUUGUAGUUUUGUGCCAGGUGGCACCUUCCCCAGGACACUAGAUGAAUCUUCUCAGGGUCCACGACGGCCAUUUGCCUUCCCUGAAAAGGAUCCACUUGGCAUUUUGGACUCCAGCAAUUGCAGGCCACCUAGUCCAAAGCAUCACCCACUGAACUCUCCACCACCCAUCCAUUCUCAGGUUCCUAUAAUGAACCCAUACCCACUUUCUGAUCAUAAUCCUGGAAAUCGCUGUUCUCCAGUGGUUUCUACACACUACUCUGCAUUCUCUAGGGGGGGAGUUCUGACAUCUCCUUCCACUACUAGGUCAUCAGUGUCCUCCAUUUCCUCUCCAGCUGGCAGUGUUGAACCAUCCCCUCAGCGUUCUCGCCACUCCUCUGCUUCAUCUGAGCACUUCCCUGGCCCUUGUAGGUCAAGUUCUAGAUCUCCACGGCCUGUUGACUCUCCUAAAUGCUCUGUUCCCCCUAGUCCAAAAGCAAUACUUGAAGGCCUUCCUCCAUUAGGUCAGGGUCACCUGGGAUCCUCCUCAAAUGCCAGCCAUGCCUUAACCCACCAAAGCAAUAAAACAACACCACCUGUGUCUUUGGGAGCAGCACAAGGAUUAUUGGGUUUUCCCCUUGGAUGCAUUUUAGGCCAGCAAAACAAUGCCUCCUUUCCAGCCAGUAGCCUUCUUACAGCAGCCGCCAAGGCUCAAAUGGCAAAUCAAACCAAACCAGAAGCCACCGCCCCAAGCACUUUACCAAGUCGGCUGCUGAACCCAAACACCUUGCUUUCCACUGCUGGCACACACGAAUGUCGGGGAAUCCCCAGCAGGACUUCCUCCCAGAGAAAAGAUGUAAUGAUGAAGCGUAAAAGACAGAGGAACUCUCCAGGCCUUAAUAUUAGUCCACAUUAUACUAGUGGGCAGUUACUUCCACCCACUAGUCCUAGUGGACAUGCUAAAUUUAACCCUGGCAUAUCUAAACUGGCAGGGAUUGGGGUACUGCUUGAAGAUGAUGUGGGAAAAUCCAAAGUUUUUCAUUCACACUUAGCUGCUGGUCAUACCCUCUUAUCUACUCAAACAUCUAACCCAUCAGUUGUGGAAUCCCCAAGCCAAAGCAAAAAUCCCAGCCUCUCUCCUGCUUCCCAGGACCUCAGCAGCCAUCUUCUUGGCCUUGUAGGACAGCUAGUCCAGACAGCUACAGAGCAGAACUCAGGGACUACAUUACCACUGAAGUUACCUUCAACCCCCAUUGUAACAAAUCCUGCUUCUUCAACUUUUCGACCCAACCAAUCCCCGGUUGCAAAGGCCUCACCUGCUCCCAGCCUGGCUCCGAGCAACAACAGUGAAGGCAGCAGUGAGUUACAGUGCCCACUGGGCCCUGCUGGAGACGGCUUUUCCUUCUUGGGCCAGGAACAGGUCCUGCCAUUUGCUGCUUCCCCUGCUCUGUUGAACUUAGCACUGCUGGGGUCAUUGCCACUCUCCCUCAGCUUGAACCAGCACCAACAGCUUCUGAAUCAAGGUCUGUUCAAUUUGCUAUCUUCAUCUUUGCUGGGUAAUGCAGACCUUGGCCUCCUGGGGCUCCAGAACCCACCUCUAGCCUUGCCUUCAGCUGUGGGAGACCCAGAGAGCAACGCUCUUCAGACUUUGCUAAUGGCAUCUCUUUUACAUAACCCCCUAUUACCAUUGGGGGGGCUUGGACUUCCACAACUUGACAUAUCACAGCAGAACCAACAACAAAGCAACCUCCUGUCAUCUUUAGCUCCACUGUUGGACUCUCUAUCCACAGCACCAACUGACACAACUGAGAAAACCGAAGCUCCCUUAGCCGUGCCUGAGAAUUUCACGGACAAUUCGCUCCAGUCACUACUCUUCCCUCCUGUCUCUGCCUCAUCUGCUCUUUUGGCACUAAACUCAGCGCUUCUGGCUGCCAGUCUUGGGGCUGUUGACUCAUCCACCUGCCAAGGACAGAACGCCAUCAGUACAACCUCUGCUGCAUCUGCCUUCAUUACCACAACCACUAACUCUGCCUUACCAGAGGGGAAAUCUACAUCCGAUCCACACAGCCCAUUCCAUCUCCAGCAAUCACAGGCUCCCACUGGCCGGCUUAACUCUCUGAUGCCACCUCUGCUUAACCCUCUGCUUACUGCUGGACUGUUAGGAGACCUUGCAGCACUGAAUACAAAUGCUAAUGCCCAGAUGCAGAGUCUCCAAACUCUUUUGGGAGCACAGACCCUACUCCCAAACCAGCAGUCAUUUUCCCCCUCACUACCAGGAGUCCUAGGGAUGCAGAUGUUGCAGGGUUAGUCGGUUAUGCAAAGUCAACGCACAAACCACCAGGCCAAUACUGCAUCAUUAUGUGAGAAAGAUGUCCACCUAUCUUCACAACCUGAAGGUUCCACUACUCUCACAGCUCAAACACAGUCAGCUUAUCAGCAGACUCCUGACUCUCUGCCCUCUCAGAAGUUGGACGUGGUCGGGAGGUCUCAAACUUUACCGCUUCCUCCCUUGCGACCUGGUUCUUCUUUUGCUUCCAACACCUCAAGUGCCUUUGAAACUGGACCUGCUCCCAAAGGCCCUACUUUUCAGGGACCAUCCCGUGCUGACAUCCCCCCUGAUACACCAUCUGACCCCCCAAGAACAGAUACCUUGCCCCAGUCAUUAGAUACUCUUUCCUCAGAGACAGAAUCAGAAGCAUCUCCACUUAAAAGGUGCCGGCUGCUAACUGAUUCUGUACUCUCUUCUGAGGUGCCCAAUGGAGCUACUACAAACCUUUUAUCAUGGAUGGGCUCUCACCAUCCUUCCAAUGCCUUAAGUUUUCCUGAAAUGGAGCUUACCAAAGGCAAGGAGCAAGGAUUCAGGUUUAAUGGUCGGGCACGGGGGGAAAGGUACUAUAGUCGUCGGCCUCGAGGGGAUAGGCUUUCCAACUCCCGUCACUCUUCAUACUGGAGGUACAACGGAGGGGAUACAGUACAGAUUGAAGGGGAAAUAAUGGAACACAGACAAGAACUGACACAAUCGGUGCUUGGAAUCCCUCCCUUUACUUCUCACUGGCAGGAAGAGGGUGGGCAGCUAAGGGGGCAGGAGGUGGAGGUGAGUUUGCUGUAUAUCCUCUUUGUACUUUAG